UUAACUCCUAUUUUGAUUGUACUCAUUCAUUCGGAUUCUCAUGUCACUCAAACAACAAUGACCAAACAAACGACCGAAACCCCGAGAGACAUUCAAGAUGACUGUGGCGGCGAGGCUAGCACCGUGGCUAACAAGGCAGUGCUAGAGGGGAUAGCUGCUCUCCAAUCAAACUUUCAGUUAAUUCGGAGAUAGUUGAGGCUAUGGACAAGAGACUAGACCAGUUCUUGACCUCCAUUAGAGCAGAAUUAACUGCUCUCAAAAAAGAGACUGAUGUCACUACCUCGGCCAUGAAAAGCACGAUGGACGACCAAGCUAAAACAAUGGCGGAGCUCGAACGUAGCGCAAUUUUUACUUCGGAUACGGUCUCCCAGCUACAAAAGGAUGUUGAAAAGCUAACAAGCAGUGUCUCACAGCUCACUGAGAAAUGUACGGACCUGGAAAGUCGCAGUAGAAGGCAAAACCUGUGCAUUCUAAAUAUUAAAGAGGGCGAGGAGACUGGACGCAAGACCACGGACUUUAUUGCACACCUGCUGAAGAACGCACUCUCUUUGGAAACUUUACCUUUUAUCGACCGCACUCACAGAUCUUUGAGAAAACGCUCCGACAACACGUCAUAUCCCCGGGCCUUCAUUGUUAAGAUGCACUACUUUAACGAUUGGCAGGACAUCAUCCAAAAAGCGGCUCAGCUCAAGUCCAUCAUCUACAACGGAGAGAAACUUCUGAUAUUCCCUGAUCUCCCAGCUGCCACACUGAAACAGCAUGCCCGUUUUAACAGAGCUAAAGACCUACUUCGAGAUCGUCCAGGGGUCCGCUUCGGAUUUCUGUACCCAGCGAAGUUACGGGUCACACACAACGGAGAAGAAAUAUACUUCACGGAUCCGGUAAAGGUGAUCACAUUCGCAGAGCAGCACUUUGGUGAGGGGAAUGUGUCGACAUCAUAAUCUCCUUAUGGAACUUUAUAAACCGGCUAGAAUGGGUUGGAGCGCUGAUCAGACAAUUAUAAUUAUGCGCCAAAUUGUUAUAAUUUUUUCCUCUCGACGUGAUUUGUAUUAUAUGGAAGGUUUAUACGCUUCGCAGCUCGAAUUAGUAAAGACUGAGCUGCCUGUGUGUGCAGAUGGACAUCCAUUACAUCAAUAGGAACUGUUCACUGAGCUCCUGCUAGUCAGCUAACACCAGGUGGGCUGUUUUUUACAGUCAAGUUUACUGUUUCUUGAUAAAGACAUCCAUUACAUCAAUAGGAACUGUCCACUGAGCUCCUGUUAGUCAGCUAACACCAGGUGGGCUGUUUUUUACAGUCAAGUUUACUGUUUCUUGAUAAAGACAUCCAUUACAUCAAUAGGAACUGUCCACUGAGCUCCUGCUAGUCAGCUAACACCAGGUGGA
Sinocyclocheilus rhinocerous is the source of this 1383-nucleotide messenger RNA. RefSeq lists its product as uncharacterized. NCBI's taxonomy places the organism in Eukaryota, Metazoa, Chordata, Actinopteri, Cypriniformes, Cyprinidae. The record is from RefSeq and is a predicted model, not a curated record. The coding region runs from base 201 to 941 and encodes 246 amino acids. The transcript has 2 exons.